Erpetoichthys calabaricus (reedfish) is the source of this 5488-nucleotide messenger RNA. It is a transcript of the gene gnb1l, whose product is annotated as guanine nucleotide binding protein (G protein), beta polypeptide 1-like. Bases 1650 to 2633 code for a protein of 327 amino acids. The record is from RefSeq and is a predicted model, not a curated record. Gene Ontology annotation, molecular function: protein binding. Lineage: Eukaryota; Metazoa; Chordata; Cladistia; Polypteriformes; Polypteridae. The transcript is spliced from 8 exons.
UAACAGCACAAGCCAAAAUGUGUUAAUCUGUGCCUGAUUGGUUCAUUUUGGUGUUCCAUCUGUGACACACACCUUCACUUUGUUACAGUCAUCGUAGUCCGGACUUCGAUAACUCCGGGGAACUCCACCUGUGGACGUGUUUGUACUCGCCUGCAGCUUAGUACUGUUAGCCUGAUGGAGUAGUAGAUAAAUCAUUGCCGUUUCUAAUAAAAACUACUUGCUCCAUUCAAUUCAUCAGCUGCAAUUUGGCUUACAUAAAGCUGUUCUUCAAGAAAUGUUAAAUAUAGUUACCUUUAAAAUGACAACUUUGUCAAUAUCCCUUAUGUGUCACUAUUAUUUUAAAAAAAAAAAAAAAAAGAACUACACAGUAGUGAGGGGGCCCAUUGCUCUACAUAAUAGCAUUGUAAAAUAAGUUGGGUGGGUGUGGAUGCGAAACAAAGUGAAGAAACUUUGUUCCUUUUUAUAAAUUCCAACUUGGGUUUGUCUGUAACAAAGCUAGAGAGUGAUGUCUCCUCUGAACAUAUGUAACAGAUGAGCACUAUGGGUUGGCAGUGCUUCCCAGGGUCAGGUCUGUUGUCUACCAGCGUUAAUCUUAAGUCGGGUCCACACAGUGCUGGCAGGCAGAAAACCUACUACAACAUAUUGAUCACCUGGCCACACUGCCUGUAUAAUAUUCAAGUACUGGACUUUAUUCCACAAUGUUGUCAGUUGAAUUCUAAACAUUAAGUGUAUCCAUGUAGUACUUGAACUGAAAAAAUAAGAUUUAUGUCAACAACCGUUCAGUUUAAAACUUAUGAAGCACUUAAUGGUGGAUAUAUCGGCAAAAGGGUGGUGCAGGAAGCAGUGUUUGUUCAGUGAUAUACUGGCCACAUCAGGAUAUCGUAAUUUGUGGAGGAAGUCCACUUUCUAGCAGCUUAUUAAACUGGCACAGUAGGUACAGAGAAGAUUUUUUAAAAAUCCUCUGCAUUUGUUACUGCUUCUAGGUUCAUCAAAGCCCAGGAAGACCUCAUUCAGACUGAUAAUGUGAGGCGGCCAAGAUUUGAAAUCAAAAAUUUUGCUGUACUCCGAAGCCACUUUGCUGGAUCCAAACUUGUUUUCUUACACUAACGGUAAUUAAUGUGCUUAUCUUCAUAAUUUCAGUAUUUGCUAUUAAGCACUACAUUUUUUUAUUGGCUUUUCCUUUUCCAUAAGGUCUAAUUCUGAUAAACUCACAGCAUUGCAAGGCCAUGUCUGUGCUAAUGUUCUCUUUAUAAAUCGUGGGGGAGUUGGGCCGCUGUUUUGAUAGGGAUGGCACAUGAGACGCUCCAGGAACACUCAUUCAGUACCUUGCUGCCUCCAUGUCUUGUCCUUGUCCUUGCUUUGUACAUUUUUAUCUCUACUCAUCCUGUUUUGUCCUCCCACUUCUCCUGACUCAUUAUUGCUCACUUUCUUUGAUUGCCAUCCCACCACUUGGCUCAGCCCAAAUACCAACCAAACAAAGCAGAGAGUCCUUUGAACUUUUUCUGGCUACUGUUCCUCAUUGCUGAAAGGCUCCACCACAUUUCUCACAAGAACUCAGGGAGAGGUCUGAGAAAUGAAAAGGCGCCAGCGAGCCUGGACACAGUGCUGUAGAGUUUGAGGAUGUUUCUUGGAUACAACAAAGUGCGAGAAUGAUGACUUUACCUCCACCUGAACCCCUGUUUGUUCUACGUGGGACUGCAUCACCUGUGAACACCCUGAAAUUUCACUGCAAAACUUCUUGUGGAGCUGAACCUUUCCUCUUCUCUGGGUCUGGUAAUGGAAUAAUUCACACCUGGAGCCUCACAACUAGAAGACCAGUUGCUGAACUAAAUGGCCAUCAGGGAAAAUCAGUUUUGUGGGUGCAAACCCUAUGGGACAACGAUUCAUUGAUUAGUCAGGGCCGUGAUCUGAGACUUUGCUUGUGGGACCUGGCCGAGGGAAGAUGUGCAGUUACUGAUAUCAUCGAGGCAGGCAAUGUUGGAUUCUGUCAGUGCUCCCUGCUGGACAGGGGUAGCAGUCAGAAGCUGUUAGCUGUGCCUGGCUCCUGUUCAGAUGAGGUUCAAAUCUUGGAUCUCGCUACCAAAAUGAAAGUGUGUUCCUUAAAGCCAAGCCUUAAGUUGGGGAUGCCAAUGUGUAUACGCCUGUGGCAGCCUGAUUUUGGUCUUGAUCCCCUGUUAUUAGCGGGAUAUGAGAAUGGCUCUCUCACUCUUUGGAGUUUAUCCGAAAGGCGUCAGCUGUGUUCUCUUUCCUGUCAUAAUGAGCCAGUCUUGAGUCUUGACUUUGACUCAGAGAAGUUGCAAGGUGUCUCUGGUGCACCAGAUAAGGCAAUUAAGAUCUGGAAGCUUGAUGGACAACAUUGCCUAAAGCUGAAGAAUUCUUUUGACCUAGUAAACCCUGGAAUAUCACAUCUUUGUAUCCGAGAAGACAAGAAGAUCCUGGCAGCAGCUGGAUGGGACCAUCGGAUUCGCAUUUUUGGCUGGAAGAAGAUGAAUCCUCUUGCUGUACUGCGAUUCCACACAGAGAGCAUGCAUUGUGUAACUUUUUCUGAUCAUGGGAUGUCCCCUGAUAGACUGAUGGCAGCUGGAUCCAAAGACCAGCGUAUUAGUGUCUGGUCAAUUUACAACCAGAAAUAGAUGACUGUGCAUAACAAGAUGCUGUGAAAUUUGAGGACACUCUGGGAGCAUGCAUUAUGUGAUCUGAUUUGGUAAAGGAAACCAGACAAUUUCAGUACCUUUUACAGUAUUUGAUUUGAAAGGGAUGUGGUGGCCUAACACCCUAUGGCCUUCAUGUUUGUUUAUUAAGAGACCAAUUCAGUUGUUCCUCACAUCAGGAUGCUUACAGCUAAAUGCAGAUAUUUACUGAGAGUCGAUUUGCCCAGAUGACUUUACUGGCAAGAAACAAAGCCAUACCAAUCCAUUGCUCAUCUGUUUUGCUUGGCAAAAUUAGUAGAGAAGGAAGGAAAAUAGAAAGGAAAGAAACUGUGCCUCUGUAAGCAAUAAGGUCGCUGCUCACACAGAUGUGUGACUUUUUCCUGCCCCAUGUCUAGCUGUCUUUAUAGAAGAGACAGUCAGGGAUCAUAAAAAAGAUAGAUAUUAUAAAUUAAGUGAUAGCAGCAAAGUCAAAACAAAAACACAAGACUGAGUGAAAGAAUGUCAGUGGGCCCAUUGACGCUUGAGAGAAGAGAAGAGCAAUACCAGCAACUGUCUGGAGAUCAGGCCCUUAGCCUUUUUUGGCUUAGGUCACCUUGAAUAGUCACAACUACAGUUCUGCCCUUUGAUUAUUUCUUAUUAAAGCUGGAGUUCUUGUACACCGUAAAGACUCCAUGUGACAUGCUUAAUUUUGAGUGCAAAUGUCAUAAAGAAUUUGUGAAGGCGGUAAUAGGUGUGCCUCUAGGUUUGAGUGUUCCUACUCUGCUGAAAUGUGUCAGCAUAUUUUCAGAGGCUCUGGACAGAGCAUUACUUUCCAUGGUUCACUGAUGUGACAACUGCACAAAAAUAAAUGUUCUGUCAAACAACACAGUGAUACACCUGCAUGUAUAGAUGUGCUGUGAUUUGCAAGUUAUGGAAGAAGAUUGACCACUCACAUGACAGGUAAUUGGUGCAUACCUGUGGCAUACUGAAAGUUAGUGGGAAAAUAAAUUAAACCAACAGCAUUUUGUUUUUAAAAGUGUAUGAUGAAAACUAAAUAAGUGAAUACCAAUAGCCAUAAGCUGGAAAAGUUGUGCUUGCUUUACAAGAUGUACAGUACCUUUUUUUUCUCUCUCUCAAACAAGUAUCAUAAAGGGAUUAAUUAUUUUUUUCAGUUGCCUUUCUGAUUGGAGACACGCUUGAGCAGACUUGAAUUUGACCUGUGUGCCUUAAUAGGCGUCACUUGGAUUUUCUUCUUCUUGCUGAUCUCUUUCAUGAACCACACCUCAUUAAUCAGUUGCCACUAAACACAAGUGUAAAGGCAAGACAAGCAAGAGGUUUGCUUACUGGGUGUAUUGGAAGCUGUGGCAUCCAUAACUACAAACGUUUUGUUUGUUUAUUUGUCUUUUCUUUCGUUUUUUCAUUUUUCCUGUAGCAAUGGUGAUCUCAUUUACAUCAGUUCAGCCUUAUUUGGAAAUGGGACACUUGCUAGCAUUCAUAGUAAAGUGAAGUAUACAGUAACUUUGUGAAACAUUGUAUUGUUGGGAUGCUCCUUCUUGUGGACAUCUCACAAAAUUUAAACUCCUACUCUAAGCUCAGAUGCCAGUAAUUCUGUUUAAAUUUAGGUGUUUAAUAUAAUUAUUCUUUUAUAUUAUGUCUGGUUAGAGGACUGUGAAAUGGGACAAAUUAUUAAGAGUCUCCCAGUAGGUCGGAGAGACCGGGAUUGGACUGACAACACACAAUGCUCUUUCAGACCCUGCUUUUACUGUGGAACAGAUUUAAAUGGAUGUGCAUUUAGCUUCUGAAAGAAAAAAAGGAAAUGUGGCUCUCCUUGAAAAGCUUUUCAUUAAAUUCAGAGUGAGUGCAGCUUUUUCUUACUUCUUUUGCCAACAUGCAGUCUUUAUAGCACCUUAUCUGUUGGUUACUUGGUCAAAAACUCCAAACAAGAUUACUUCCUCAAACAUUGAAAUGAUUUCAGGCACUAAAGGUCGGAGAUUCAAAAACUCCAAAUGAGCAGAAUUUGAAUCUUCACAGUUUAAGGGUUUGUCAUAUUUGAUUGUGCCUUUAUUUUUUGCAACAGCUGUGGGCCUUGAUAGGUUUCUUUUUACUCUAUUUUUUCUUUCAUGCUGGGCCUUCGAUUUUCCCUAACACUUUUUUUUUAUGUUUUUUCAAUUGCUUGUCCCUACACCAGGGAUUAGUUAAAUAAAAAAAUAAGUUGAUUCCUUUUUUUAAUCAAAACAGUGACAUAAUGUUCAAUAAGAGAAAACUACUUAAAAUCAACACUGUUGACUUUGUUAUUUUGCAUUAAUGCCAAAGGUAAACUGUAGUGCGUGCCAUCCAGAAGUGUUUUCCACCUCCGAUCCAAUGGUGCCAGGAUAGACACUCAGUUGGAUUAAGCAGGUCUGAGAAUGAGAAUGUGAUGUGAUGUCAAAGGUAAGUUUCUGACUUUUGUAUUCAUUUUCAGUUGACUUUUGCUGGACUUUCUCUAGAGGUCACCACUGUGGACAUUGUGCCUUAAGUGUAUCUGUAUUAGCAGGUGUUUCAGAAAGGAAUAUAAUUUUUAUUAAAUCUGUUUAGUUAUGUUGGUUUGUGAUAAACUGAAUUAUACUGACUUGGCUAGCAAUUGGCAGAAAGUAGUAAUUUAAACGUGAGAAUUAAGGUUUUAUCUACCAACUGCUGUGAAAGGCUAUUUUGGCUCACUCUAUAAUGCUUGGCAGUGAUUUUGGUCCCUUUUGAGAUAUGACGUGUUUAUUUCUUUGUAUAUUGUGAUUUCUGGACAUUCAGCAGACUCAAUGUGCUAGCAGUUUUUUGUUGAAUAUAAACUGUGACAAGUGAAAUAAAUGCAAGAAAAAAUCUUGUAA